Penaeus indicus is the source of this 1763-nucleotide messenger RNA. RefSeq names its product high mobility group protein DSP1-like (gene Dsp1). The transcript has 5 exons. Gene Ontology annotation, biological process: regulation of transcription by RNA polymerase II. Gene Ontology annotation, cellular component: nucleus. The coding region runs from base 51 to 740 and encodes 229 amino acids. The record is from RefSeq and is a predicted model, not a curated record. Gene Ontology annotation, molecular function: DNA binding, bending. NCBI's taxonomy places the organism in Eukaryota, Metazoa, Arthropoda, Malacostraca, Decapoda, Penaeidae.
ACACAAAAUGAGCCAAUCAGCACCCGAGAUUGCCUUCCUAUGCUUUCCCUAUGGAAGAACGCCGUCGACUCGCCCCGGGAGAAGGUCCUCGCGCCCAACUGCACCCAUCGACAGCAAUCAUGCCUCGUGCCAAAUUGGUAGACUCCAAGCCCCGCGGACGUAUGUCUGCUUAUGCCUUUUUUGUACAAACGUGCCGAGAGGAACACAAGAAGAAGCACCCAGAUGAAAAUGUGGUUUUCUCUGAAUUUUCCCGGAAGUGUGCUGAACGCUGGAAGACAAUGACUGAUAAGGAAAAAGAUCGUUUCUAUGACAUGGCAGAUAAGGAUAAAGCUCGCUAUGACACAGAAAUGAAGGGGUACAGGGGACCACGUACUCCGCGUGUUAGUCGCAAGCGCCGUAACCGCAAGGAUCCAAAUGCACCCAAAAGAGCGUUGUCUGCCUUCUUCUGGUUUUGCAACGAUGAAAGAGCAAAAGUCAGAGCUGCCAACCCUGACAUGGGAGUAGGUGAUGUGGCCAAGCAACUUGGAGCUGCCUGGAGUAACACACCACCAGAAGCUAAGGCAAAAUAUGAAGCUUUAGCUGCAAGUGACAAGGAAAGAUAUGAGAAGGAAAUGAAAGCUUUCAAGGAGGGCAACUUUGGAGCCAAGAAACACAAGACCAUGAAUGCUCCAAAUGAAGAUGACGAUGAUGAAGAAGAGAGUGAAAGUGAGGAAGAAGAGGAGGAGGAGGAUGAUGAAUGAAGUUUUUCUGUAGGUUAAGAAUGACCAGAAGUAUUAUAGGAUUUUGUUUGUUUUAGUGUGUAGUAGGUUGAAAUGAAGGGAAAGAAAUAAUUAAUUUGGUCAUAUCUCCCUUAUAUUUGUAGGAUAUAAAUUAUACCGGUAAAGACAAUCCCAAUUUUCUUUAUUGCCUAUGACAGGAAAAUUGUGAAGUACCUUGUCUUAGGAGGCCAACUGUCUUUUAAGUUUCAAAAGCCAAAGAAAAUGGUCUAUUGUAAUUCUUUCAAUAGUAUCUAAAUUAUUUUCAUUUUUGAAACCAGGAAUAUUUAUUUAUCUUUUUUGAGGAAUUAAUUUAUUUAAUGUGAUAGUUUUAGUGACAUGGAAUAUAAACAUGUAUUUUGUUCUGAAUCAUUGAAUGUUGCACAUGUAUUCUUGUAUAUACAUUUUUUUGUAAUGCUGAUGGACCGCAUCAUAGUCCAGAUAAGUCAUGAUCAUUGUUCCAACAUGAUCUCUUGUUUUAUCCCAACCCACUGUCCAUGUCGUAGGUGUGUUUCACCCUCAUAGUUCUUUGUACAUCAUGUCAUUAUCAUUAAGCCAAUUCAUUUGAGACUCCCAGAUGUUUUUUCUUAAGAAAUUUGUAAGAAGGAAGCUGAAAUUAGGUUACGUGGGGGGCAGUAUCUUUUUUAUCCUCAACUGUGUAAAUUUUUGAGAGGAUAUUUUUCUUUGUACAGGUCACAAUGGUAAUUUAUUUUUACAUGGUACAAGAAUAUGGAGUGUCUUAUAGAUUGCUUAAUAACUUAUUUCUAACAAAAAAAAAGAGUAAAAAUGAGCUGCAAGUGAGCCUAGACGAGAUAGCUAUUUUUGGAAUGAUCUUCCAAAUGUGUUUAAUUAAUGAGUAGAUGAAUUGUCAUUUAAGUUUUAAUUUGCUCUCUAGGCUUGAGUGAGGAUGAAUUGAGCUUUAUUGUUUAUUGUAUAAUCUUCCUACACCACAGCAUUUUGUUGUUGUGAUUUUUUGUAUGAAGAGUACAAUAAAAAUCCCAGUUUGUA